AUGAAUGUUUCUACAUCAACUUUUCAAACAAGACGGAGAAGAUUGAAGAAAGUAGAGGAAGAAGAAAAUGCGGCUACUCUCCAACUAGGCCAGGAAUUCCAACUGAAACAGUUAAACCAUCAGGGUGAAGAGGAAGAAUUGAUUGCCUUGAACCUAAGUGAAGCCAGGUUAGUUAUCAAAGAAGCUCUAAUAGAACGUAGGAGAGCAUUUAAAAGAUCACAAAAGAAACACAAGAAGAAGCACUUGAAGCAUGAAAACGCCAAUGAUGAAACUACGGCUGUAGAGGAGGAAGAUGAUGAUCUGGAUGAAGAUGACGUUAAUGCUGGUGAUGAUGAUUUUAUGCAUUCUGAAACUAGAGAAAAGGAAUUGGAGUCUAUCGACGUUCUGUUAGAACAGACCACGGGAGGAAAUAAUAAAGAUUUGAAAAACACCAUGCAGUAUUUGACAAAUUUCUCCCGAUUUAGAGACCAAGAAACCGUCGGGGCGGUUAUACAGCUUCUGAAAAGCACUGGGUUACAUCCGUUUGAAGUGGCGCAGUUAGGUUCUUUGGCCUGUGACACAGCCGAUGAAGCAAAGACUUUGAUUCCGAGUUUGAACAAUAAAAUAUCUGACGAUGAGUUAGAAAGGAUAUUAAAGGAAUUGUCAAACUUAGAAACGCUCUAUUAA
Molecule: messenger RNA, 666 nt
Organism: Saccharomyces paradoxus
Lineage: Eukaryota; Fungi; Ascomycota; Saccharomycetes; Saccharomycetales; Saccharomycetaceae
Gene: RPB4
Product: DNA-directed RNA polymerase II subunit RPB4
Exons: 1
Coding region: 1-666 (221 amino acids)
Biological process (GO): positive regulation of translational initiation; transcription initiation at RNA polymerase II promoter; nuclear-transcribed mRNA catabolic process, deadenylation-dependent decay
Cellular component (GO): P-body; RNA polymerase II, core complex
Molecular function (GO): translation initiation factor binding; nucleotide binding
Source: RefSeq, a predicted model, not a curated record